Scleropages formosus (Asian bonytongue) is the source of this 485-nucleotide messenger RNA. Its product is annotated as centromere protein X-like. Lineage: Eukaryota; Metazoa; Chordata; Actinopteri; Osteoglossiformes; Osteoglossidae. Gene Ontology annotation, cellular component: FANCM-MHF complex; Fanconi anaemia nuclear complex. The coding region runs from base 32 to 277 and encodes 81 amino acids. The record is from RefSeq and is a predicted model, not a curated record. Gene Ontology annotation, molecular function: protein heterodimerization activity. The transcript has 5 exons. Gene Ontology annotation, biological process: replication fork processing; resolution of meiotic recombination intermediates; kinetochore assembly.
ACAGCGCGCGUUUGCUGAACGACUCAGAAGAAUGGAGGAAAGGACGACUGAAGUUGUUUUUAAAAAGGAGACUGUCGGCAAACUACUGUCACUCUUUUUCAAGGAUGAAAAAACUAAAGUCAGUGGUGACGCUGUCAUCCUAAUGGCCGAGAUGUUGAAGAUCUUUGUGGAAGAAGCAGCCCGGAGGUCUCAGAAGCAGGCGGCUGCGGAGGAUUGUGACGUUGUGGACAUUGAGCACUUUGAAAAGAUCCUGCCCCAACUGCUCCUGGAUUUCUGAUAGUUUUUGGCUGUCCAAGAAAAGUUUACUUUUGAUAUUACUAAGGUCUAAAUACAGUGUGCUCUACAUUGCUGUUCAUAGUUUAUACUUCUGCAAUAAAUGUUGAACAUUUUCUGCACUUGAGUGAAUGUUCAAGGGGUUCAGUGGUGAUAAAUAUGGGAAAAGCCAAAGUGUUUGUAUGUAAGUAUCCCUCAGCAUGCGCUUCAAA